Molecule: messenger RNA, 1588 nt
Organism: Tachysurus vachellii
Lineage: Eukaryota; Metazoa; Chordata; Actinopteri; Siluriformes; Bagridae
Product: transmembrane protein 74
Exons: 2
Coding region: 175-975 (266 amino acids)
Source: RefSeq, a predicted model, not a curated record
CGCGGUUUGUAUUUCAUAAGAUUAUGAAGAUGCUGAAGAUCAGAAAACAUCAACAGCCCACUGUACGAUUGCGGAAAAUACAAGGGAAUAAAGGCAGCUAGUCAUGAAGAAGAAACGCCACAUGGGAAAUGUUGCUGAUGAUGACAGAGAGAUGAGAAGAGCUGAUUAAAAGGCAUGGCUGAGCUCAAGAUCCUAUAUCCUGGUCCUUUAAAUUGUCAGAUUGUUAACAGGGACCUCGAGUGGACUGUGCAACACGAAAAAAGUUAUUAUCCAGUAUGCACGGAUGAAGCGGCUUUAUUAAUCGAGCGCCGCUGCGAGGCUGAACCGGAGGCGCGCGCGCGAGGACAGAAUGGCUUUUCAGCACCACGGACAGAGCCUUCGCUUCUCCACCAGUGGGGAAGUGAUGAAGAACUUCACGUGUGUCAUGAUGAGGAGUUUGAAACAGGGUUUUCAGAGAUAACCGACGUCGAAAUACGCAUUCAGGACCCAGAGAGCAACUGUGAACACUUAAGCUCCUUCUGUGAUCCGGAUCUCUCUGAUGAUGAUUUUGAAGCAGAUCAGACUGAAAAGUCGGCUGAUUACGGCUUCAUUAGCGCAGUGACUUUUUUGGUGACCGGGAUGUUUCUGGUGGUUGUUUCUUACAUGAUCCCUCGUGACGUCAGAGUGAGUCCAGACAGUGUCUCAGCACGGGAAAUGGAGCGUCUGGCCAUCGAGAACGCCCGGGUAGGCGCACACCUGGACAGAUGUGUAAUUGCCGGUCUUUGUCUCCUGACUUUAGGUGGUGUAGUUCUCUCCACCUUACUCAUGAUCUCCUUGUAUAAAAGCGAGAUGGACAGACGGCAGGCUUUUGCGAGCUCUAAGCACUCAGCCAAACUCUAUGGGUCUAUUCAUUUUAGAGGUGUAGGUAAUCAAAACAGUGUACCUUCACAUCUGUCUCUGGAUGAGGAUGAUGCAAUGAUUGAAAUUUCAAGCUGAAUCCUGUAUUUCUGUAACUAUGUCUGGUAUUUGACGUUGGUUAACCCCUAAUUAUUCAGUUAUUUACAUAUAGAAUCAUAUUCGUCAGUAACUACAACAAAAUAUUCAGUAACUACAUUGAAAUUCAUAGGAAACAUAUGUAGUUAUGAGUGUGGGAUAUGUUUGUCUGGGAGAUUAACUUAUUAUUAAUUCAUUAAUUACUGUGAAUUCAGAGGUACAAUUAUGCCUCAGUUUCCCAAAUGAUCAUGAAUAAAUGGUAAGGUGAACAUCACACUGAACACUAAACUUGUUAAAAUGAUUACUCGAAAAUACUUUUGGGAAAUUGGAGCAACAGGACUAGAGAACUCCAGAAGGACAUGAACACUGUGGUAUUUUUCAAUCGUGUGUAUCACUUAACAACACCCUUGCAUGAAACAGAUCCUUAUGACAUGCUUUUUUGUUGUAACAGUUGCAUUUAUUGGUUGCAUCUAUAGCAUACAAUGUGUGAUCAAGUCAGUUUGUGCAAAUACACAUGCAGUUCUUUUUUAUAUGUAAUCUUAUGAUAGCAGUGGUGCAUUUCUUGUUGGGUAAUUUUAUAUGACAGCUUGUCAUCAUUUAAAUGCGGCAUCUCCAA